Molecule: messenger RNA, 231 nt
Organism: Sclerotinia sclerotiorum 1980 UF-70
Lineage: Eukaryota; Fungi; Ascomycota; Leotiomycetes; Helotiales; Sclerotiniaceae
Exons: 2
Coding region: 1-231 (76 amino acids)
Source: RefSeq, a predicted model, not a curated record
AUGGCUUCACCCCAACUGUGUGCCAAGACGGCUACUCGACAAGUUGGAGAUAGUCAAUGCUUCGUCAAUGUCGAGGAUGAAAUGAAGCAAUUGAUCGCACCAGAGAAGAGAUUGACACUUGAGAGAAUCUAUUCUAUUAUAGCUUUUGCCCCAAGAAAGAUUGAAUGCAAGAAAGGAAGAAGAUUCUGUGGAAACUUUGUGCUUGUACUAUCGAAAGAUUCGAGAGAGUAA